Molecule: messenger RNA, 1257 nt
Organism: Alternaria infectoria
Lineage: Eukaryota; Fungi; Ascomycota; Dothideomycetes; Pleosporales; Pleosporaceae
Exons: 2
Coding region: 1-1257 (418 amino acids)
Source: RefSeq, a predicted model, not a curated record
AUGCCGAUAUUCCGCAAUGUUAUCAUUCAUCCACAGCCCGACAACGCCGAAGACAUUGAGGCGUUUAUCGACGCUGAAUUGGAACGUUGUCUGACAAACCGCAAGCUGGUUCUAGGGGACCCUGCGCUUAUAUUCGAUAUACGGGACGCCUUGUUCAAGGGCUCGCAGGGGAUGUUUCUCUGGGCAACACUGCAAGUCCAGUCAUUGUGCUCGAUGAAGACCGACAGAGAAAUCCGCGAAGCACUCUCUAAUUUACCUCGCGAUCUCAUGCAGCUCUACGAUCAAAUACUGGAUCAGCUGCAGCAAACUGGCCGGUCGUAUCAAACAGAGAUACUCAAACUCGUUACAGCGGCGAUGCGACCACUCACGGUAAUGGAACUACAAGAAGCCCUAAGCGUCACACCCGGUGAUACAACCUGGGACCCCUCGAAGCUGCUUAACAGCGUGGAUUCGGCACUAGCGACUUGCGGUUGUCUCCUUACCGUCGACGAAGAAGACUUUACGAUACGUACAGUGCACUCGAGCGUUGAUCAGUACCUCAUACUAGGCAAUAUAGAGGGUCGACGGGGCGGUGUCCAUUUCAAUAUUAGGGAGGCUGCAACGCUCUUGUCAUCGAUAAUGGUGACCUACCUCGGCUAUGGCCUGUUUGGUACGGAGCUAUCAAGCCCCCUUCCUACGAUGCAGUUGGGAUCAGCGCCUUCCCAUAUCAUCAGCUCAACACUGAACACUUCCAAGUCCGUCCAGGGUGUUGCCUUGAAGUUUCUGAAAUCCAUGAAGCAGUCGCAAUUCGAUGCAGCGAAAACCUUCGCCGAGGGUCUCACGUUGCAGUCAAAAGUCAGCACUCAUCGAUUCCCCUUCCAGUACUUCGCGAAGCAGGCUUUGCCGUCAUAUCUAUCUAAACUCCCAGUUCUGUCCUGCAACACCUCCGAAAACUUCUUCCGGAUCUUUAAACAAGGCACGAUACGCCUAAGUUCUGUAAGGGAGGUAGUGGGAAUAACCUGGGCUGCGCUCCAACCCCCUGGAAAUACUGAUAUAACCGAUCUUCUCAAUAACUUGAGCCUCGAGGAAGAGUUGGGAGGCAAGCUGGCAAUCGAUAUGUACCUGUUGCUUCCCAACGUGCUCCUCCAAGCGAUCGAGCUCGGUCUUACAGAUCCAAUCAAGUACCUACUAGAUAUGUACCGCCCCCUCUUUCAGGACUACCCCGCCGCGGUAGAAGGGAUUCAAGGCAACGUUCCGAAGAGCUUCGACACGUACUAA